This is a messenger RNA of Carcharodon carcharias (great white shark), 3024 nucleotides long. It is a transcript of the gene slc71a1-1, whose product is annotated as major facilitator superfamily domain containing 14A 1. Gene Ontology annotation, molecular function: transmembrane transporter activity. The record is from RefSeq and is a predicted model, not a curated record. NCBI's taxonomy places the organism in Eukaryota, Metazoa, Chordata, Chondrichthyes, Lamniformes, Lamnidae. Gene Ontology annotation, cellular component: membrane. The transcript has 12 exons. Gene Ontology annotation, biological process: transmembrane transport. Bases 70 to 1539 code for a protein of 489 amino acids.
UAUGACGUCAGCACGGUUGCGGGGUGAUGCUGUCACCAUGGCGGCAGCGCGCGGCCCCAGGAUGGAGCCAUGAUGCCCGGCAAGAAGAAGAAGCGGCUUCACCGCAGUAUUAUGCUGGCCAAGAAGAUUAUCAUUAAAGACGGAGGGACGCCUCAAGGAAUAGGUGCACCAAGUGUAUACCAUGCUGCGAUAGUAAUAUUUCUGGAGUUCUUUGCUUGGGGUCUGCUGACUGCACCGACACUGGUGGUCUUGCAUGAGACAUUUCCCAAGCAUACAUUUUUGAUGAAUGGUUUAAUUCAGGGAGUAAAGGGAUUACUAUCAUUCCUGAGUGCACCACUGAUAGGUGCACUUUCAGAUGUGUGGGGGCGGAAGUCUUUUCUGUUGCUUACUGUCUUUUUCACCUGCGCUCCUAUUCCUUUAAUGAAGAUUAGUCCAUGGUGGUAUUUUGCUGUUAUCUCUGUGUCCGGGGUGUUUGCUGUGACCUUCUCUGUGGUAUUUGCUUAUGUGGCUGAUAUAACCCAGGAACAUGAAAGAAGUAUGGCCUAUGGACUGGUUUCAGCCACAUUUGCUGCAAGCUUGGUUACCAGCCCAGCCAUUGGUGCGUAUCUUGGUCGAAUUUAUGGGGACAGUCUUGUGGUUAUUCUCGCUACGGCAAUUGCUCUUCUGGAUAUCUGCUUUAUAUUGGUGGCUUUACCAGAAUCUCUCCCUGAAAAAAUGCGACCUGCCUCUUGGGGAGCACCCAUCUCCUGGGAGCAAGCUGACCCAUUUGCAUCCCUCAAGAAGGUUGGCCAAGAUUCAACAGUUCUACUUAUCUGCAUUACAGUUUUCCUCUCCUACCUGCCAGAGGCAGGCCAGUAUUCCAGCUUUUUUCUUUACCUCAGACAGGUCAUGAAAUUUUCAUCAGAAAGUGUAAUGGCCUUUAUAGCUGUCCUUGGAAUCCUGUCCAUUAUUGCGCAAACAGCAGUCCUGAGUUUGCUGAUGAGAUCCAUUGGGAACAAAAACACUAUUCUGCUUGGUUUGGGAUUCCAGAUGUUACAGUUGGCUUGGUAUGGCUUUGGCUCUGAGCCUUGGAUGAUGUGGGCAGCAGGAGCAGUGGCAGCCAUGUCCAGCAUUACUUUUCCAGCUGUGAGUGCAUUGGUGUCGAGGAAUGCUGAUCCAGAUCAACAAGGUGUUGUUCAAGGAAUGGUCACAGGAAUUCGAGGACUGUGUAAUGGCCUAGGGCCAGCUCUCUAUGGAUUUAUAUUCUAUAUUUUUCACGUGGAACUAAAUGAAGUACCAGAGAAUGAAGCUGGGUCACCUGACAGUAGGAAGGCAGAUAGUCAUUCUCAGCAGGGUUCGAUAAUUCCUGGACCACCAUUCUUAUUUGGAGCAUGCUCGGUAUUGCUGGCUUUGCUUGUUGCCUUGUUCAUCCCGGAAUAUAGAAACAUGUCUCUAAGAUCUAGCAACUGGAAGAAACACACUAGUAGCCAUGGCCAUCCACACAGUCCACAGGUCCCUGCUGACGCCAAAGAACCUCUACUUCAGGACACAAGUGUAUGACAACAGGAUGUAGUUUGUUCCAGUACCCACAGUGACUUCUGAUGAACACUGAAAACAAACUGUACAGGGUACAGUCUUUAAAAAAAACCUCAGAUUGUGGUGUUGACCUAUCAAACAAUCCAGGAAUCUGGGCAUUGCCACUCAGGAUUGUGUUGAUCCCUUCAAGAUGACAAACUUGUUGCAGAAAUGCAAAUAUAUCAGGAGGUCUACAUAAUAGAAUUGAACAAACUUUCAAGAAACAGAUUGUACAAGUAUUUACUAAAAAGCUUCCCAGGGAUUGUUUUAUUGAGGAUUUCUGACGUGAUGCUACUCCAAGACCCUGUGACAUGGCUGAAAGUUCAUUUUUGCCACAUAAAGAAAAUCAUCAUUAAACACUUAGUGUAGUUCUGCUUUAUUUAAAGAUGUAAUGAAUAUUAGCAAUUGAUAUAGAUCUAAAACUGUGGUCAGUCCAUACCUCUAUGUUGGAGGUGUUUUGCUCUAUAUGGGUCUGGAAUUACCCUAUGUCCCAGUGGGACAGAUGAGGAGAAUUUGUGCAGCAUCCAUUUUGAGCAUUUUUGUGGAAGCCAGGGUGGUUAGAUAUUCAUGCCUUAAAUGUUGUAGAAGCACUUGAAAAAUUGAAAGCUGGUUGCCAGUUUAUCUGCAAGAAAAAGUAUUCAAGGCAGCAUGAUAAUUAAGAUAUAAAUUCAAAACAUUGCAUGUGGUAUUUUCUUUCUAGUAUUUACACAAGAUGUCACAUCAAAUGAAUUUUUAAGCUAGCUUUGAGAGUUCAUCUAUUUCAUUCAGACCCUUCAUUUCAAGUAUCAUGUUAAUGAGAAUAUUUCAGUCUGGGAUUGGUGCUGGAAUGCCUUGCUGACAUAGACAGUGAAAUGUGUUCUCCAUUUCAAUUUUCUCAGCCAGCUAGCCUAAAAGGCAGUUUGUCUUAAAAAUGCUAGUAGUUUUGAAUGUUUACCAGCAGCACUAUUACUGAUGGGUUUUGCCAUUUAAAUACAAACAUUUUUAAUGCCACCCUUUUUAUGCCUUUUGAACUUUUGUUUUCUAUACUUUUUUAUAGCUGUUGUAAUGAGUGAUAUUUAUUUAACUUCAGACCAAGUUGUAUUGAUCAAAACAUGUAAUUUUAAACAUACAGCCUUGAAAAUGACAUUGUUUUGUAUGUCAAAAUGUCCUCUUAAUUUAGUGGCCUUUAGCAAUAUGAUCCAUUUUGUGGUAAAUAAAGUUAAUCACAGUACCAAAUUUGCAACAGUGGCAGACAUCAACUUUCUUAAAUUGUCUGUGUGGUUAUUUGAAAUGUAACAAAAACAUUGUAUUGCUUUGUAUGAAAUAAUGUCAAUACCUUUAUAAAGUAGCUCCUGAAAAAUUAAUUAUUCCAUUGUGGUGUUAUUUUGCUUAAUGCCUUGUUUUAUUUGGAUCUGGUGACCAUAAGAUAAAUAAGCUCAACAAAAUAUGUCAUUGUUAUUUAGUUUAAUAAAGCUAAAUAUUUUAAGUUAA